Molecule: messenger RNA, 2816 nt
Organism: Vollenhovia emeryi
Lineage: Eukaryota; Metazoa; Arthropoda; Insecta; Hymenoptera; Formicidae
Product: glutathione-specific gamma-glutamylcyclotransferase 1
Exons: 4
Coding region: 1088-1807 (239 amino acids)
Biological process (GO): glutathione catabolic process
Cellular component (GO): cytoplasm
Molecular function (GO): gamma-glutamylcyclotransferase activity; glutathione specific gamma-glutamylcyclotransferase activity
Source: RefSeq, a predicted model, not a curated record
CCAAAUUGAUCCGAUCAACGGAAUGCUCACGCACGUCCGGUGCGUCAAUCGGUCGGCUCGUUUCAUCAUCCAUCCCCCACCACGAUCUCUCUGCUGGCGUGUACCGCCUUGUACUCGACUCUUCUCCGUCUUCCCACAGUCCGCCGUGCUCUCUCCCGACACCCUUCUCUUUUUCUCCUGUUGGCGCGGGCCCGGUUCUAGUUAACCAAAUGUUAGCCGGUUGGCACAGUCAGCCGGCAGCUUUCGCACUGUUAACUCGUCCUUCUUCCGGGAUCCUCCAAAUGUCGGGAAUACUUGAGCAUACGUUCGCUGGAGAUUUUGCAACAGUUGUUGAGAGAUUGACUUUUUUGGAGCGGAUUUCCCUGACCGACUUGAUCCAAGAUCGAUCUUGAGGUUCCAGGCAUGAAACGGACGACACGUGGUCAGGAUGACGGGGAAAAAGAAGCAUCUCGUAGUUAAGGUAUCCCGUCGAAUACGCGAACCGCCCAGCGAAUUAGUAAAUUGAAAUCUCCGCGAAGAAUUCAGACGCGUGCACCAGCGCGAUGAUCGAGGAUUGAUUCGGCAAUCGGUGUCAAAAGUGAAACCUGCUUGAUAAACAUCGAAAAAGACCCGACAGAGACCUCUUGGCGAUCUGCUGCAACUGAAAUGAACAUUGUAGCUAAAUCUUCAUUUCGAUGGAGAAACAUUUAAACUGAUUGAAAUUAAUUCCAAUUGAAACGGAUUUUUCAUCGAGCGAGACGGACUCGGGAGUAUCCAAACUUUUACAGAAACUGAGAAACGCAGUGUAAAGGUGUAUCGAUACAUGUCUUUUAAUUAUGAAGAGAGUAAAUGAAAUGAAUUCUCGACGGCAAAUGUAGUAUCGUAGAAUGUGAAGCUGAUAGUGUCCUACCUGAAGAUGAGCUAAGAAAGUGGCGAAGGUAGGACAAUUAUAGAGGGAAGAAACACAGUUUUUAUAAGUAUUACUUAGCCACUUGAACGCUACCAGAGACGAGAUAAGAAAGAAAUAAGGAAAAAAAAUAGGGCAGAAAUACGCGAUAGAGAGACUUGCUCGUUGCUCGACCUUCUUUUUUUGCCAGAUAGCACGGAGAUGAAUGGUACGCAGGAAAACGAACUUUGGAUAUUUGGAUACGGGUCGCUCUGCUGGUAUCCCGGUUUCUCGUACAACAAAAGUACAACCGGCUAUGUGAAGGGCUACAGCAGGCGAUUCUGGCAGGGCAACACUACGCAUCGUGGAACGGCCGAAAAGCCUGGGCGAGUGGCCACCCUAAUCGAGGACAAAGAGGCUGUAGUUUAUGGACGAGCGUUUCAACUUCAAGACACUGAGGCGUUAUCCUAUUUAGAGAGCCGCGAGUGCGUUUUAGGAGGAUACCUGACGACCGUCACGACAUUUCACAGCCGGGACGGGAAUAAGCAAUUCCCUGUAGUAAUUUACAUCGCCACCAACAAGAACGAGCAGUGGCUCGGCGAGGCAUCGUUGCAGACUAUAGCGCGUCAAAUUACCGAAUGUUCCGGUUCGAGCGGACAUAACGUCGAGUACCUCUUGCGCUUGGCGGAGUUUAUGCACCGUUAUUUGCCGGAGGCACAUGACGAGCACCUCUUCACGCUGGAAAUAUUGGUGCGUUCGCAAAUAAAGGAGGAGAGCAUGUGCUUGGCGAUGCUGAUGGGAAAUCACGACUUCGUCAUCGACCUCGACGAGGACGCGGAAUCGGCCGUCCGCGCCGAGGAAGUUAACGGGCGACCCCGGGAGAACUCUUUUCAAUUCAGCACGCGGAUUCCGUCCAAGAGCUUGCGUUGCGUAAAAAUGUAGCCAAUGAGAUUGCACAGUUGUGUCUUUCAACUUUGACCGCAGAUCGAAGAAAUGGAGGAAGCGGCAGCUUACUUCCUUAUGAGAGAGAAUCAUCCCUGUUUAAAAUAAUUUCUUACGUGAAAAUUCAGAGCCGCGGACUUUGCAUUGCAGUAUCCCUACUCGUGGGGCAUGUGGGACAACAAUAGAAACACUUUUAUUAUGCAAACCGUACCCAAGCUAUCGCUUGAGUGCACUUAGAAGUUGGUCGGAUCUGCCGUUGUUGAGAUCCGAAAAUCUGUGGGCCUGUCAACUCGCGUAAACUACACGGUCGGUCUCGCGCACGCGGUUCUAGCGAGCUUAUACUUGACACUACCGUGUCUCGUGAUAGAUAGAAUACGAUUAGAUUACAUUAGAUUGUAAUGCAGUUUCAAUGUAAAUUAACAGGGCGUCCAGUGGUCAGGGAAAUCUGGAAAACCGGGAAUUUUAGAAAUUUGGAAAUGUCAGGAAAAAGUCGGGGAAAUUUUUUCAUUGAGUUUGCUGGACACUGAUUAAUAAGAUUAUAUUUACAUCGAAAUUGCACGUAAUCUAAUGUAAUCUGAUCAUAUUCUAAUAUUUUAAGCAGGGAUGCAAUUCAAGUACAAAUUUCCAUAUAAAUAAAAGUGCGUAAAUUAAUAGCGAGAUCACAAUUCUUGUAGAGACAUUGAAAGAAUCUUAAAUUAGAGAGACAAGUAACUAACUGAAAGAAGAGAAGUAUAAAGAAAAGAAGCUAUCUAUUAGCCUCUAAAUUUAAAAGGCAGUUAGCUGCAAAUUUCUUUGGGAAUAUGAUCUCGCUACUGAUAUACAUCUUCCUUGGGGGAUGUUUGUGAGACGGUUGCGCAAUUUUGUAUCGUCCAACGAGCUGGACACGUGUACAUUUGGAAUUUCUUUACUACUUUAACAUAGACAGCAUUAUCUCUCUUAUUAUUUUAAUACACUAAGAAUUAUAAUCGCCAAGUUGCGGAUAAAAAUAUAAACGAAAUACUUUUUUUAA